Molecule: messenger RNA, 2613 nt
Organism: Sclerotinia trifoliorum
Lineage: Eukaryota; Fungi; Ascomycota; Leotiomycetes; Helotiales; Sclerotiniaceae
Source: the annotation of a GenBank genome assembly
UUGAACGAUGCCCUAAUUCAGCGACUUCUUACAUACAAAAAGGGUUCAAGAAAGGAAAAGCGAUUGCAGGGAUCAGACUGUGAAAGAGCUUUGAACAUACAAAAAGCUCAGAAACACCCUCGAUCAACUUAUGAACCUCUGCAACUGAGUAGGAGCCCAUCCACAGGGUUAUUUGAGGAUAUAAACAAGAACCAUAACCAAGACAGGUCAAGCAGUCUUAUUGAUGGGUCGGCCUUGCUAGAAGAAAGCAAUACAGGUGUAAAUAUAUGUACACCACAUAUCCAAGCCGCAUCAGAAUUACUUCGAGCGGCAAGCGAAAUUGUAGAUGAUAGGCUCGACGAAAAUUCUACUUGCUCUUAUCAAGUUAUCCCAGCUGUCCCGAUUUUGAUUCAGAGGACGAAGAGCUGGAAUCCUCGGCAUACUCUAGCUCUGAUGAGUCUAUAGUAUCGAGCUUUUCUCAAAUAGCACCCGAUCACACUUCAUGCAAUUUUGCAGCGUCUUUUCGUAGAGAAUCGAUGAAUUGCAUCGAGGCUAUAAAUGGAGGCCUACCCCAAAAGACGUCAUCGAAAAUCUUAUGAUUAUUCCCAAUACAGCCUUUCGGGGCUCGCAUCCAGUGUGUGUAAGGAACCAACGGAAGAUAGCAGUCUUGUCUGGGCUUAAGGUCAAAUACUUAAAGCAAGCUGAGCUCAUUAAAAGAAUGGAAGCUUUAAAUAAGGCAAGCCUCGCUGGUGAAAGUGCUUUGCAAACACUUAAGCUAGGCUCAUCACGUGGUUGGUUUACAAAUUUGCAUCGCCUACAUAGGAAUGCUGAUGCUUUAGGACAUUAUAAAUUCGCCAAGCAAGCAAAGUGGCCAUCAGAGAGCAUCCAGAUCGACUCUUUGAUCCCGAAUUUUUGAAAAGAGCACUUUUAUUUCUUUUGUCCGCAGAUGUCACAGGGGAAGAUGACUGGGAUCCUGAUGCUGCCCUUACCUCCUGGGAAGAUAAAGGGUCCGUAAAUAUUCCUAUUUUCAAAUGGUGGUGGGAAAUGGAUGGAGGAGUCGCACGAAUUAUAGAAGAUGAGCUUGAUAUGUACAAACAUCAUACUCGUCAGCAUUUGCAUGGAGACGAAACUAAAGGUUGGCUCCCAACAAGCUUAUUAUUUUAUAGCGCAGCAGUUAGCAUCGCAGGAACCAGUUCAUUACGCAAUAUAUGCAGCCUUAAGACCUGAUCACUGGACAAGCUUAUUGUCCUAUCCGUAUUAUGCAAAAUACUCGGAAAUUGAUGACAAACAUCAAACUACAGGUGGAUUUGAACAUAUUGACCAGAAUGUUGAGAAACUUCUCAGUGGAGAAUCUGGCUUAAAGUCUCAGGUUCAAGGAUCCAUUAGUUUUGAUGAUGAAUCUUCUCAAAACUGUACCAAGAUUGCCCCGGGUUUUCAUAAACCUGGAGUGCUCGAAAAGUGGUGGAAAGAGCUACUUGAGCAUCAUAGAAAGAAUGGUCCAGUAACCCGUAUCCUGCCCUCAGCACAACUGAAAUGGGAAGCGGCCCCAUGUAGGAAAGGUGAGGCUAGAUUCACUAUGCCUCAAAUUCCUCCGGCGCUCAAUCUAGGUACGCUAGAAUAAAGAAGCGGACGACAAUACUACCAUGGUUAUCAAGGGUUGCUGAGGAUCAGACGACGCUCCCUAAUACUAACAAAGGUGCUGGAACUGACCAAGACGGUGCACUGGCCCGAAUAUCCUGUAUGCCACCCAAAGCUACCCAAUCAGGCAAGCCUAUAUACAACUCGUACAUUCCAUAUAAAUUUCCAGCAUGUGUUAGACUUGAAUCAUUAGGAGCUUUAUCUGACGCUCUUAUUGGGCUCCGCCAGUGGGAUGCGCCUGAAGUAAUGUCGGAACAGGAAAUUUAUUUGAAGAAGAUAGAUCUGCAGCACCGGAAUUAAUUUUAACAUGGAGAGCGAAAGCUUAUACCACUGCACAUGCGCCAUUUGAUGUGAUCAAGAAGACAGAGCAAGGAAUUUUUCAGUCGAAAUCAUAUUGGAAUAAACAAGCUGCUGAUUAUCCAUUUGACUCAGAUGAGUCAAUUGGAGACAUGGUCACAGAUAGCGGGGAAGAAGCUCAAUGUGGGACGCUUGGUAACGAAGGGACUCCUCUUAGAAAUUAGGAGAAAGCUUUCAGGGAAGAAUACCCUAUUGCAUUAAUGCUAUGGAUAUUUGCUAUCGAGAGCAACCAUUUGAAAUUUGGCGAGAGCGGUUCCAGGUUGUAUAGGGUAGAAGAUGACGAUUUGGAACGCCUCUUAUGUAGUGAACUCCAAUUGUACAUGGGGUAGAGAUGCAUAAUGAAUCAACAUAGAGCUAUGGGAGGAAUCAAAUUGAACUAGACUCGAAUUGUGCAAAUCGAAGAUUCCAAGCUGCCGAAUGAUGAAGCUGGAGGGUAGACUGGAAUCCAUGAGUAUGAUAUUCGUGUAUAUUUGGUUGCUAGUGAGAAAGAUAAACAGGGUCAAUGAAGCUAGAAAGAGAGGAAUGAGCAAAGAUGAAGGCGGAGGUAAACGAACUGUCGCCGUCGAAGGUAACUGCUACUAGAGAAUUACUGGUGAGUGUUGAGAACUAUGCUGCUGAGAUGUUGCGGAGAUGUAAGGG